AUGCCUUGUCCUUCUGCUAUCGUCCUCGUCACUGGAGCCACCGGUAUACAGGGUGGAGGCGUUGUGCGUGAGCUUCUCAUCAAGGCAAAAUCGGUCAAUCCACCUACGCCGUUGACCAUCCGUGCUUUCGUUCGCGAUCCAACAUCCGCCUCAGCUCAGUCUCUCGUUGCCUUGGAUCCCGAAACGGUGCAGCUAUUUCAGGGCGACUUUGAUGACCUGGAAGCUCUCACAGCCGCCAGUCAGGGAGCAACAGCAACAUUUGUCAACGUAAGCCCCGUCUUUACAGACCUCGAAGCAGAGUCACGUCAUGGCCACAAUAUUUUGAAAACUUCUCUCGCUGCUGGCGUUAAACACAUCAUCUAUUCCGCGGUCAAUCGGGCCGAUAAUCAUGAAGCUUUGAAGAACAUCCAACCGGGAAGCUGGAUAGAUUCUUACUACAAGAGUAAAGGCAGCAUCGUUUCCUCCCUCAAGGCUCCUCCAUUCCCGACACCGUCAAACUACACCUAUACUUUACUUCUCCCAGCGACAUUCCUUUCCAACUACCUUCCACCACAUCAACUUAUUAUGUACCCAGAUCUGAGUGCCGAAAACCCCAGCGUUACCACCGCCCUCGACCCGGCUCUGGUGGCCUCUCACCUUGACCCGGAUGACAUUGGACGCUUUGCGGCGUCCGCGAUACUUGCACCGCCAUCUGAGUUCGCCGAGAAGUGGGCAAAUAAAACCAUUCCGCUCGCAAGCAUCAACCUAACUCUGCAGGAGGCUUUCGAAGCGCUAACGAGGUCCGUCUCAAAUCGCAAGGUCGUCACCGUCAACUAUCUGUCCACUGAGGAAGCGCAGAAACAGGCGCCCACCAAUCUAUGGAUCGCAAGCCAUCUAUUUCUGAACGACAACCCAAACAUCGUCGACCUAGAAAAAGUUAAGACUUACGGCGUCCCGCUCGGUGGUGUUGACGAAUUCUUCGCAAAGAACAGGGGGAGGGUAGAGAAGGCUUUAGGGCUCUAG
Molecule: messenger RNA, 1002 nt
Organism: Exophiala aquamarina CBS 119918
Lineage: Eukaryota; Fungi; Ascomycota; Eurotiomycetes; Chaetothyriales; Herpotrichiellaceae
Exons: 1
Coding region: 1-1002 (333 amino acids)
Source: RefSeq, a predicted model, not a curated record